Molecule: messenger RNA, 2415 nt
Organism: Misgurnus anguillicaudatus (oriental weatherfish)
Lineage: Eukaryota; Metazoa; Chordata; Actinopteri; Cypriniformes; Cobitidae
Gene: rab28
Product: RAB28, member RAS oncogene family
Molecular function (GO): GTP binding; GTPase activity
Source: RefSeq, a predicted model, not a curated record
AGCGUCACGGUGGACGAGUCCAUUCCGAUAUCGGGAGAGCUGGAUCGACAUAAAAACAAAUAAAAGCCCACACCGUCGCUCCGCACCACACCAAUAUCUUUUAGCUUCAACCUGGAGAGUUGUGAGAUUAGUGUCAGUUAUAAAGCUUGUCUGUGUUUAUGUGCUCGAGUCUGUGUGCUUGUGCGCGCGCGGUGGUUUGAGCUGAGGGAAGAUGGCGGCGACUGCGUCAGUGAGCAGAUUAAACCGCUGCUGCUAAAUCUCUCAUUUCACCUCGUGUGUUUUCUAAUUGUUUGUUUGUGUUGAAUUGUACUAUUGUUGUGGUGAUGUCGGACUCAGAGGAAGAGAUUCAGGAGCGACAGCUGAAGAUCGUUCUGCUGGGAGACGGAGCGUCUGGAAAGACAUCUCUCUCCACCCGGUUUGCACAAGAGGCGUUUGGGAAACAGUAUAAACAGACAAUAGGGCUGGACUUCUUCCUCAAGAGAAUCACUCUGCCAGGAAAUCUGAAUGUUACCCUACAGGUGUGGGACAUUGGAGGACAGACAAUUGGAGGAAAAAUGCUGGACAAGUACAUCUAUGGAGCACAGGGCGUGCUCCUGGUAUAUGACAUCACUAAUUCUCAGAGUUUUGAGAAUCUUGAAGACUGGUUAAACGUGGUGAGAAAAACCAAUGAAGAGUCUGACACACAACCUGCGAUAUCGCUGAUCGGAAACAAGAUUGAUCUGGAACACAUGCGGACAGUAAAGAUGGAAAAGCAUCAACGAUUUUGUCAGGAGAAUGGACUCAUUAGUCAGUUUGUGUCUGCAAAAACUGGAGACUCUGUGUGUCUCUGUUUUCAAAGACUGGCAGCAGAGAUUUUAGGCAUUAAGCUGAGUAAAGCAGAGAUGGAGCAGUCACAGCGUAUUGUCAAAGCAGAGUUGGUGAACUAUCCUCAGGAUGAGGGACCAAUCAGACAAGAGACCAAUCAGAGCAAGAUCUGCUCUGUCCAAUAACACACGUGGUGAAAGCGAACAUAGUGAACUACAGUCAGGAAUCUGUGGCACGACCGGUCAACCCUCCACGCAGUUCCAUGUGUAACGUACAGUGACUACGAUACAUCAUCUCUGUCAUUCAGUGUCUGUGAUGUAAAAGUGUUGUGUUUAACAGAGAUCUGUCAUGAGUACAGAUGAGACGAGACAUUUAAUUCACUCUCAUUCAGAGCUGAUCCACAGAUUCUGCUGUGACCUUUACAGUUUACAAUUGUUUCUUUGUUUUCUCUUUUGCCAAUUAGAUAUUGUACAUGAUUGAAAACAGCUUUUGAAUGAGAGUAGAUCAGAGUUUUAUCUGUUAUUUAUCAGAUAAAUGAAACAGACACUUAAUAGAGAAAACAGAUUAUUUACAUUUUUUUCAGAUGAAGUAUUUUUAUGAUUCAGAUCUGACACCUGUAUGAGAAUACCUUUGACAUCCUGUGCUCGGACAUCGUUCUGAAAAAUAAAUAAUUCUGACAAAAUCAACAGUGCUUUAGGCAGAAUAGAUACAUAUACAUUAAUACAGUUCACAAAUGAAAAAUGAUUUAUAAAGAAAAAAUGUGCUUUAUUUUUUUGCUUUUUUUGCAUAUAUUUGUCGAACUGCAAAUGAUUAAACUUGGAGAUUUCAUCACUUUUUUUAUUCAGAAAAAUAUUCUCUGAAACAAAUUAGAAUUGGCUGUUUAAUGUGGUAUGCAUUAUUGCUUUUUGUUUUGCAAUUUGUAGAAACUUUACUAUGAAGCAGAAUUUUUAACUGUAAAGUUAUACAUUCAAAAAUCCUUGUAUGUUCCAGAAAUCUAUAAAAACUAUAUUACAUACGAGUCAUUAUAAGACUUAUGUUUGAUGUUUUUAAGUAUUUUGGACCAGUAAUCGGCAGAAAGGACUUUGCUGCCUGUCAGCUGUGUUUGUUUUAAUUUCUUUGGGACAUCAGGAUUUUCUCUGUACUUUACCAUUAUACGAUACAACAUUAUAUUUAAACACUGAAUGUAUUUGCAAAAACAAUUACACUGUAAAUAAUUUGCUGUAGUUAUGCGGCUGUUUGCCAGUAACUUACUGUAGAUAUAAAUGUAUUGUAUGGAUCCAUGGAAAGCAUUCUGGAAACCAGAAAUCCUCAUAAACCUUUUUUCUCUUUUUUCUUCAGAUUUUGAUUCCCAAAAUGCUUUGCAUAAGGCUGUUAUUUAGUUUCAUUCUGUAAAGAUAAAGAUUGGUUAAUGUUCAUUUCACAUUAAACAAACUGUUGCCAGUAAAUAACAUACAUUUAAAUAUACAGUAAGUUACUGGCAAACAGCUGCACUGUAACUUCUACAGAAAUUUUAACAGUGAAGCUUCUUCGGGUGUAAAAUGUUGUAGGCUCUCUGAGUUUAGUAAUAAAUGUCAAAAGACACAUUAAAAUCGAUGUCUGUUUUUUCUUUCA